AUGGAUGAAAAUGUACAUCCUCUGGUGGGCAUGGAUAGUGGCAGCGAAGCAAGCCCCCUUCGUCCAAGAAACUUGCACCUCAAUCGCAACCAACUUCCCAUGCUGACGAUUCAUGACAUAACUCCAUCAUCAGUAUCGUCGACUGUAAACAGCACACCUAUUUUGGAGCCAGACGGCAAUAACCCCAGGCCCUGGCGACGUGGAGAUCGUCGUCAACAGAGACUGAACACGGAACUCCUGGAAGCUAUUGAAGAACAUGAUAUGGCAGAGGUGGAAAAACUUCUGAAUGCCGGUGCUAAUCCUAAUGCAACAUGCCGUGUGGGUCUGGUAUCAGCCUGUCACAUGGCAGCCCUUAUUGGGGGAGAAGCUCUCUCCCUUCUCGUCAAGUUUGGAGCUGAAAAACUCAGAAGUGAUCGGCUCGGAAGAACUCCUCUACACUUAGCUGCGUAUGCUGGAAAUAUCAGACAAAUGGCAAUACUGUUAGAUUUCCCUGAAGGUAAGUCAAUAUACCGAUCCUUUUAG
Messenger RNA from Arctia plantaginis, 522 nucleotides. NCBI's taxonomy places the organism in Eukaryota, Metazoa, Arthropoda, Insecta, Lepidoptera, Erebidae. The record is from the annotation of a GenBank genome assembly.